AUGGAUACCAUGAAAGCAGUUGGCGUGGCCAAAUACGGCGGUGUUGAUAAUCUUGAAUCUCGCAACGUUCCGCGACCAGGCAAACCUACUGGCCGCGAUGUUCUCGUUAAAGUCCAAGCGUGCUCUGUGAAUCCGAUCGAUGUCAAAAUCCGGGCAGGCAUCUACGAUGAUGCUCCAGAGGAAGAUUACUACGAGUUUGCACCAAAGGGUUUCCAUAUCAUCGGAUAUGACGGUGCCGGAAUUGUCUUACAGACUGGCCCCGAGUGCCAGUUCUUCAAGCCUGGCGACGAGAUCUCGUAUGUUGGUGCUUCAACGCGUCAAGGCAGUUACGCGGAGUACCAGCUAGUCAGUGAACUUCAUUGUGCUUGUAAGCCCAAGUCUCUCGACUUUGUACAGGCUGCAAGCUUUGGCUUGACCUUUGGAACGGCCUACCAGUCUUUGCAUCACCGUCUGGAUAUCAAGCCCAAUGAGAACGUGGGAAUUCUCAUCAUCAAUGGUGCUGGAGGAGUUGGCAGUGCUGCUAUCCAGCUGGCGCGCAAUGUCUUGAAUCUUCCUGUAGUCGUUACUACUGCAUCUCGGCAAGAAACAAUAUCCUUUUGUAAAGAGAUGGGUGCUACACAUGUUAUCAACCACCUAAAAGAUCUCGUGGAACAAAUCAAAGAUCUCAGUUUAAGCGUUCCGAUAAAGUACGCCUAUAUACUAGCCAGCACUGAGCAGUAUAUCCAUGCUGUUGCUAAGAUCUGCGCACCCUUUGGCAAAGUUUGCUCUAUUGUCCAGGCUGAUGUCAGCCUCUAUGGGACCGACUUUAUGUCAAAGUCGAUGACUUUUGCAUGGGAUUGGCUAGGCUCAGCUGCCUAUCAUCGUACAAAUGUUGAAGGCUACCAUGAAAUGCUUGGUACCCUAUCCCGCCUUAUGGAUGAAAAGAAGCUAGUUCCUACUCUAGGCAAGCGGUACAAAUUGACGCUUGCUGGGCUGAAGGAGGCUCACAGACAGAUUGAGUCCAAGACGACGAUAGGCAAGGUUGGGCUCGGGAUCGAUGAACCUGGCCAAGGGACUCCCUUUGCUUGA
Fusarium odoratissimum NRRL 54006 is the source of this 1068-nucleotide messenger RNA. RefSeq lists its product as uncharacterized. The record is from RefSeq and is a predicted model, not a curated record. Lineage: Eukaryota; Fungi; Ascomycota; Sordariomycetes; Hypocreales; Nectriaceae. Gene Ontology annotation, molecular function: zinc ion binding; oxidoreductase activity. The transcript is spliced from 5 exons. The coding region runs from base 1 to 1068 and encodes 355 amino acids.